Dacryopinax primogenitus is the source of this 698-nucleotide messenger RNA. RefSeq lists its product as uncharacterized. The record is from RefSeq and is a predicted model, not a curated record. NCBI's taxonomy places the organism in Eukaryota, Fungi, Basidiomycota, Dacrymycetes, Dacrymycetales, Dacrymycetaceae. The coding region runs from base 70 to 513 and encodes 147 amino acids. Gene Ontology annotation, molecular function: acyltransferase activity, transferring groups other than amino-acyl groups. The transcript is spliced from 4 exons.
CUGGAGGAGGAAGAGCCGACAGAGAAGAGCGUUCAACUUGGGGAAAGGGAAAGACUCUGCGGUUGGGCGAUGUGGCUCCCCGCUGAUCGGGAUGUGGGCAGCACAUGGCUCGCCCUCCGCAGCGGACUGUGGAAAUCCUGGUUCCGCUGGGGCUGGACUGGGAUCCAACGGAUGGACUACCAGUAUACUCCCCGGUGCGAGAAGGUGUUUCGCCAGGAGAUGGAGAGACGAGGACUGGAGAUGAAGGAUGCGUGGUAUCUUGUGAACAUCUGUGUUGACCCUGCCGAGCAAGGCAGAGGAUACACCUCCCUGCUCAUGUCCGCCGCCAACUCCCGCUGGCCAGAGAAGCCCAUGCUGCUCGAGUCGAGCACCCCUAAAUCGCGUGACGUGUACCUGCACCUGGGGUUCGAGCUCCUCGAGCAGGUGAACUUGGGCAGGGGGGAGGUGACUCCCGAGGGGGUGCUGGGGGAGGACAGGGAGGGGAUCACCCUUUGGUGUAUGAUCAAGGUUUGAACGUGGGGAAGCAGCGUGUUCUUUGCGUCUGCACAAUCAGUAGACCCGCACCAUGUCGACUUGCUGCGCGGCCGGAAACCUUGGGCCAGAUCCAACCGCUCACAGUUCCACCAGCUUUGCAUAUUCUCGAAACCCCAGGAAUAUACUUGGAUAGACCGUGCCCGUCGGGGCUGUCUGAGAAGCAC